Molecule: messenger RNA, 3171 nt
Organism: Asparagus officinalis (garden asparagus)
Lineage: Eukaryota; Viridiplantae; Streptophyta; Magnoliopsida; Asparagales; Asparagaceae
Product: lysine-specific demethylase JMJ706-like
Exons: 11
Coding region: 285-2786 (833 amino acids)
Biological process (GO): chromatin remodeling
Cellular component (GO): nucleus
Molecular function (GO): histone demethylase activity
Source: RefSeq, a predicted model, not a curated record
UUUCCCAUCUUUCCGUUUUUUCCAAGACUCUCUCUUCUUCCCCCACUCCGUCGCCGGAAAACCGACCCUCCUCACUCUCGCUCGCCGGAAAACCACCCCAACUCCCCCAAAACCGCCGUCCUUCUCCCCCUCGUAAACAAUCGCGUCGAAUAUCGGCAAUCCCUCUCGGUUUCUUCCCUCCUACGAAAAGUUUCGGAUCUCGCCCGAAUUCGUUCUCAGAACCGUAAUGUGGCUUCGCUCGUAAAGGGGAGAGGACCCGGUGUCGGAUCAGGAAUCGGCAUGAGAUGGUCGAAGGAAGGGCUUAUAUGUCUGGAGAGGUUAAAAGUAGGUUGGAAAUUUUGAAGCGAAAAAGACUGGAGCGAAUGAAAUUUAAUGUUGCAUGUGAAGCUAAAAAUAUUACUAAUAAUAUGAUAGCUAGAAGUGGAGGAGAUGCUUUAAAAGCUGCUUCAUGUGGCGCAAAUACUUCAGAUGCAUUUUCUCAUAUUAAUGGAUCUGGGAAAAAAGCAUUUUCAAAGCAUAAGGUGGAAAAAUUUGACAUGUCUAACUUAGAUUGGAUUGACAAUAUUCCAGAGUGCCCUGUAUUCUCCCCCACAAAAGAGGAGUUUGAGGAACCAUUAGCUUACCUUCAAAAGAUUGCUCCUCUAGCUUCAAAAUACGGCAUAUGCAAGAUCAUUUCUCCGAUAAAUGCUUCUGUACCUGCUGGCACAGUAUUGAUGAAGGAGAAAGCUGGUUUUAAGUUUACUACUCGAGUUCAACCUCUCCGCCUUGCUGAGUGGGCUAUAGAUGAUAAGAUCACAUUUUUCAUGAGUGGAAGAAAGUACACAUUUCGUGAUUUCGAGAAGAUGGCAAAUAAAGUAUUUUCACGAAGGUACUCUUGUGCUGGAUGUCUACCAGCUAAGUAUGUAGAGGAGCAGUUCUGGCAGGAAAUAGCUUUUGGGAAGACAGAAUCAGUCGAGUAUGCAUGUGAUAUUGAUGGUAGUGCUUUUUCAACAUCUCCGACAGAUCAACUUGGGAAAAGUAACUGGAACUUGAAGAGAAUUUCUCAGCUACCAAAAUCAAUAUUGCGGCUCUUGAGGAAUGGAAUACCAGGAGUAACAGAUCCCAUGCUUUAUAUCGGAAUGCUGUUUAGUAUGUUUGCCUGGCAUGUUGAAGAUCAUUACUUGUACAGCAUUAAUUAUCAUCACUGUGGAGCAUUCAAAACAUGGUAUGGAAUUCCAGGCCAUGCAGCUCCUGAAUUUGAAAAGGUGGUAAGCGAGCAUGUAUACAAUUGUGAAAUUUUGUCAUCUGAUGGAAUUGAUGCAGCAUUUGAUGUACUUCUGGGAAAAACAACCAUGUUUCCCCCAAACAUUUUGUUAAAACAUAAUGUUCCUGUCUACAAAGCUGUACAAAAACCUGGGGAAUAUAUUAUCACCUUUCCUCGAGCUUAUCAUGCAGGCUUCAGCCACGGAUUCAAUUGUGGUGAAGCUGUGAAUUUUGCUAUUGGUGAUUGGUUUGGGAUGGGGGCUGUAGCAAGCUGGCGCUAUGCACUUCUUAAUAGGGCUCCUUUGCUACCUCUCGAGGAACUUCUCUGUAAAGAAGCGAUGCUUCUCUACAAUAGAUUGUUAAACCCCAAUUUCAAAGGUUAUUCAUUAUCAACUGAAGAUUUAACUUCCCAGCACUGUAUAAAGGUUUCUUUUGUCCAUUUAAUGCGGUUCCAGCACCGUGCUCGCUGGUGGCUUAAGCAAUUGAGAGUGCAGGCAUGCUAUUCUGAUAUUCCCGUGCCAGUAUCCUGCAGUAGUUGCCAACGUGACUGUUAUGUAGCUUAUGUUCAGUGUAACUGCAGUCGAAAUCCUACAUGUCUUCGGCAUGAGCGAGAGCUUAGAAGCUGCCCUUGUGGCUUUGAUCGUGUAAUUAUCUUAAGAAAGAACCUGCCAGAAUUGGAGGAUGCAGCACAAAAGUUUGAGCUGGAAGAUGGAGUAUCAAGAGAGGUUCAGGAACAAUUGUUUGUAGCUGAUGAAACUCUGCAGUCUUCUUUAUUCACAUGCACCGAAGAUGAUGGGUACAUACCAUAUUGCCAGAUAAAAUUUGAAGCAGGUGCAGAAUUUUCGGAACAAGUCAAGCGGAAUUCACAACAUUUGAAUUUGAACUACACCACUCAUAGUCAUAUAUCCGCUACACAGGAGAAUAUCUCUUCUGAAGAAUCUACUCUGUCUUCUCUAGGAGCAGACGAAAGGCUGCAAAAUGGCCUUGCAAACUCAGCAAAAUCCACACAAACAAAUUGCUCACAAAGGGUGUCAGUUCGUUCUUCUUGCUCCAGAGAGUUACGUCCAACUGCAUAUAGACCUGCCAACUCAACUGUUUCUCCUGGCAUUUCAAAUGACAGUGAUGAUUCUGAUUCUGAAAUAUUCAGGGUCAAGCGCAGCAGAUCUUCCAUAUGUGUGGAGACAAGAAAAGAGAGCGAGUCAACGAGCUCAAAAUAUCCUGCACACCAGGUGUUGAAACGGUUGAAGAAGGUCACUCCAGAUUUGUAUGGAUACAAGGACUAUUCUUCUUCUGCUCCUAAAAACAGUGAUAUUGGAGGAAUUGCUCCAAUAUCCUCGAAAAAAAUUAAGCAACAUCAGCGGGAUCCAAAGAUUGGCAAGCAUGAAGACUACAUGCAAGUGAGAUUAACAGAAUCAUACAUCAAGGAUAGUCGUCCUUCUUUUGCAACAAAGCGUCUCAAGGUUAAAGGCCCCUCCUUUUCUGAUGAUACUGUAGAGCAAGGCGGUUCUCGCUGUAGACAUAUUUAUUCUCAGAGCAGGAUUUGACUUAUUGGUUCUAACCACAAUUCUUAGCUGAUCUCUAACUACAGAUAGAAAAGGCAUGACAAGGGGCUGCCAUUUUAACUGUCAGUGAAUAUGGGACACAUAAAUUCUCACAUAAUUGAUUCCUUGUGCAGACCUCAAAUAGAGGUGAUAGCACGACCCGAUUCUAUCAGCAAAUUUGGUCAUUUUAUUCUAUUUGGGCAGGGAACCUUGCUGUAAAAUGUCGUGGAUGUUGGUGGUUUGUCCAAUUGUAUAUCACUGACACUAAUCAAUUCUUUUAGGUGGAUUUUCAGGUCAGUCUGCUGCUAGUCUCCCAAUUUUUUUCUUCUCUCUUAUGUACAUGUGGUCUUAUACAUUAUACACGUACGUAGUCUUAUACUUUGAACCA